AGUGUGUGAAAUAAGGGGGUUAAAGGCUGGUCCCAGGCUGGGGAUGGCUCCCUUCCACUUCUCUCUCAGACACUGAAGAUGGCUUUUCCCUGCCGCAGGUCCCUGAAUCCCAAGACGCUGGCCUGCCUCCUGGUGGGCGUGAGUUUCCUGGCUCUGCAGCAGCGGCUCCUCCCGGCCCCGAGGUCCCCGCAGGAGGAGACGCCACAGGGCCCCGCCGCCGCCCCCGCGGCUGCCGCUCCGCCCUCGGUGCCGGCCCCCGCGCCCCCGUGCCUGGCCAACGCCUCCGCCAACGCCACGGCCGACUUCGAGCAGCUGCCCGCGCGCAUCCAGGACUUCCUGCGGUACCGCCACUGCCGCCGCUUCCCGCUGCUCUGGGACGCCCCGGCCAAGUGCGCAGGCGGCGGCGGCGGCGUCUUCCUGCUCCUGGCCGUGAAGUCGGCGCCUGCGCACUACGAGCGGCGCGAGCUCAUCCGGCGCACGUGGGGGCGGGAGCGCAGCUACGAGGGGCUGCAGGUGCGCCGCCUCUUCCUGCUGGGCACCCCGGGACCCGAGGACCGGGCGCCCGCCGAGCGGCUGGCGGCGCUGGUGGCGCUGGAGGCGCGCGAGCAGGGCGACGUGCUGCAGUGGGCCUUCGCCGACACCUUCCUCAACCUCACGCUCAAGCACGUGCACCUGCUGGACUGGCUGGCGGCGCGCUGCCCGCACGCGCGCUUCCUGCUCAGCGGCGACGACGACGUGUUCGUGCACACCGCCAACGUGCUCCGCUUCCUGCGGGCGCAGCCGCCCGGCCGCCACCUGUUCUGCGGCCAGCUCAUGCAGGGCUCCGUGCCCAUCCGCGACAGCCGGAGCAAGUACUUCGUGCCCCCGCAGCUCUUCCCCGGGCCCGUCUACCCGGUGUACUGCAGCGGUGGCGGCUUCCUCCUGUCCGGCGCCACGGCCCGGGCCCUGCGCUUGGCCGCCCGCCACACCCCGCUCUUCCCCAUCGACGAUGCCUACAUGGGCAUGUGUCUGGAGCGCGCCGGCCUGGAGCCCAGCGGCCACGAGGGCAUCCGGCCCUUCGGUGUGCAGCUGCCUGGCGCGCGGCAGCCUUCCUUUGAUCCCUGUAUGUACCGCCAGCUGCUGCUGGUGCACCGCUUCGCACCCUACGAGAUGCUGCUCAUGUGGAAGGCGCUGCACAGCCCCACGCUCAGCUGUGAACGGGGACACCGGGUCUCCUGAGGCCGGGAGGGUGGCCUCAGCCCCGGGCCUCCACCCGUGACGGUGUCCGUGCUGAGAAGGCAGCUUUCCCACCCUGGGUACCUUCCGUCCUGCCCAGCUCUGUGUACCUGAAACCCUGAAAUCAGCAGGGUGUGAGGGAUGCGGGAAAUAACUGCAUCCUGGCUGCAUGUCCUGAAGUUUCGAUUUGAUUGGUCUGGGGUGACCCAAAACGUGUUAAGUGUUUUUUAAGUUCCUCCGGUGAUUCGAAUGUGCAGCUAGACCUGAGGACCACUGGGCUAGAAUGUCUGUUCAUCCUCGAAAACCCAGCUCCACCGCCCCCUCCGCAAGCCUUCCCGGGCACCUGGCUCCCACACUCGGGUCCUUGUGGGCAAUGGAACAAGGGAUACCUGGGAAUGUGGGAGCGAGGAU
This is a messenger RNA of Saimiri boliviensis boliviensis (Bolivian squirrel monkey), 1626 nucleotides long. RefSeq names its product UDP-GlcNAc:betaGal beta-1,3-N-acetylglucosaminyltransferase 6 (gene B3GNT6). Gene Ontology annotation, cellular component: Golgi membrane. NCBI's taxonomy places the organism in Eukaryota, Metazoa, Chordata, Mammalia, Primates, Cebidae. Gene Ontology annotation, biological process: protein O-linked glycosylation; poly-N-acetyllactosamine biosynthetic process. Gene Ontology annotation, molecular function: galactosyltransferase activity; UDP-glycosyltransferase activity. The record is from RefSeq and is a predicted model, not a curated record.